ACAGAGCAGAAAAUUGGAACCCAACUUACAAGUAGGAAAAACAAAAAUGGGUUCUUCUUCUGCUGUUGUAGUGGCAACCAUUUUCUUAACACUAAUGCUUCAUGAAUCAAAUGCACAAUUGAACUCCACAUUUUAUGCUAACACAUGUCCGAAUGUGUCUAGUAUUGUGAGUAAUGUCAUUCAGCAGGCUUUGCAAUCUGAUUCCAGGAUUGGAGCCAGUCUCAUCCGACUCCAUUUUCAUGACUGCUUUGUUAAUGGAUGUGAUGCUUCAAUUUUGUUAGACAGUACUGCAAGCUUUCUGAGCGAGAAAAACGCUGUUCCAAAUGCUAACUCCACUCGGGGCUUCGAUGUUGUUGACAACAUCAAAACUGCUCUUGAAAAUUCAUGCCCUGGCGUUGUUUCUUGUGCUGACAUACUAGCCAUUGCUGCUGAAGCUUCUGUUUCUUUGUCAGGAGGUCCUACAUGGAAUGUAUUAUUGGGGAGAAGGGACAGUCUAACUGCAAACCAGGCUGGAGCCAAUUCCUCUAUUCCGUCUCCGGUAGAAGGCUUAUCCAACAUUACUUCCAAGUUUUCUGCUGUUGGUCUAAAUACUAAUGACCUUGUCGCAUUAUCUGGCGCUCACACAUUUGGACGUGCUCAAUGUCGCUUAUUCGUUGGCCGGUUAUACAAUUUCAACGGCACAGGCAACCCUGACCCAACAAUAAGCUCAUCAUACUUGGCUACACUCCAGCAAACAUGUCCCCAAAAUGGUAGUGGAACUGUUUUAGCCAACCUUGAUCCUUCAACCCCAGAUAGUUUUGACAACAACUACUUCACUAACCUUCAAAACAAUCAAGGCCUUCUCCAAUCAGACCAAGAGUUGUUCUCCACCACUGGUUCUGCCACUGUCUCCAUUGUUAAUAGCUUUAGCAGCAACCAAACAGCUUUCUUUCAAAGCUUCGCUCAGUCCAUGAUAAACAUGGGAAAUAUAAGCCCUCUAACCGGAAGCAGUGGGGAGAUUAGGUUGGACUGCAAGAAAGUUAAUGGAAGUUAAGCUAUCAAAGUGUUACAUCAACUUGAGCACUGCAUGGGAAGCCAAUAAAUUCUUAGUUAUAGACUCUUUUUUUAUAUAAGAAUUCUUAGUUAUAGACAUGUUUCUGCAAACUAUCAAGAAAAGAAAAAACAGUUCUGUAUUGAAAGUUCAAGAAUGACA
Molecule: messenger RNA, 1192 nt
Organism: Quercus lobata
Lineage: Eukaryota; Viridiplantae; Streptophyta; Magnoliopsida; Fagales; Fagaceae
Product: peroxidase A2-like
Exons: 4
Coding region: 47-1033 (328 amino acids)
Biological process (GO): response to oxidative stress; hydrogen peroxide catabolic process
Molecular function (GO): heme binding; peroxidase activity
Source: RefSeq, a predicted model, not a curated record